Messenger RNA from Acanthamoeba castellanii str. Neff, 497 nucleotides. RefSeq lists its product as uncharacterized. The transcript has 4 exons. The record is from RefSeq and is a predicted model, not a curated record. The annotation marks the transcript as partial. NCBI's taxonomy places the organism in Eukaryota, Discosea, Longamoebia, Acanthamoebidae.
AUGGAGGCGGAGGAGAUCAAGACCAAGCCUCACAAGCAGCUGGUGGUGCACCAGUACUCCACAGGCAACACCAAAGAGCAACACAAGGAGGCCACCAGACUACUUGCCCUGCCCAACCUGGAGCUAGAGGCCAUUGAUUGUAACCACAGAGUUGUGGUCUGGAACCUCGUUGAGCACUGGCAGUGGGAGAAUGUCUAUGAAGUUGUGCCAGCAGCUGCAGGGAUGGAACUCAGCUGGAUCAUCCUUGACCACAUCUCCAGCUUCAAGAACUACAUCAACUUGGCAGGCUCAGUCGUCCUGAAUGCUUUUGAGAAGGCCCUGAACUACUACACCCUUGGCCAAAACCCACUCUUCCAGAUCACAUGUGGCAAAAAAACUGUUACCAACUACAAUGCUCUUGCUGAGCACCUGAAAACACUUGAGGGUCAUGCUGCACCAAAGCCCACCACUCUGCAGAAUCUUAUCAAGGAACUCAAUCACCUCGUUCCAGAGGGUCA